UGACGAUGUGGGAGGAUGGCAUUAAAAUUGAUCCAAGAGCAAAUGGAAAAUGAGCGUGUGACUUGGGUUCAGCUGGUUAAGGAAAUUGGAGAAGUGGACAGUUUCCUUGGACAAGAUCCUCCCAUCUCAUCAUCAUCCAUCCCUAGUUUAACACAACCAUCAAACUCUGCCAAUACUGAUUACAAGACAUUUACUACAUUCUUCAGUAGCCAUCAGCAGCCUUCUGGUUUACAAGAUUCAUUUGUAGAAGAACACAAAUUCCAAGCAGAAUCUAAACCACCACAAAGUUACGCACCUCAGCCUUUUAGUGUGUCUCAACCUCAACCAUUUAGUGGUAGCUACCCUGUGUCAUCUGGUUCUCCACAUACCUAUGCCCGUUCUUCAUCCCCAGUUUUGCAACUAGCACCUGUUUCUUCCACGAACUUUCAGGCAUUACCAUCUUCACCUCCGACUGCUGCCCAAGGUUUACCUGAACUGUGGAAUUAUCAGUCACCACAACAUGGCAUUGUGGUAGGAAACACUUCAUUUCAAAAUGCUGUAUCUGCAGAUCCUAUUACUUCUUCAUCAGACAUUUCUGGGCAUCAAGCAGUGCCGCUCUUUGAAACAUCACCUUUACCUAUAAGCUCAUCUCAGUCCCAACUCCAGCAUGGUGCUCAAGUGCAGUCAUAUUCAUCUUCUUCUGUUCCCUUAUUAAGAGCAUCUCAGUAUCAAGAAAAUCAACUCACAGCGCAACAAGAAACCAGCGCACCUCAAUCUGUACCUGUUUCAUUUCCUCCAGUUGCUACAGUUGUACCUUUCGCUGGAACUUCCAAUACCUACCGACUUGGUAGCCAAAGGAAGUUACUGUACGCACAGCCACCAGGGCUAUCUGCUUCAUCCCCCAACAUAUCGUCUCCUGUUGGUACUUACAGCAACAGCAACAGCAACAGCAACAACAACAACAACAACAACAACAACAACAACAACGGCAACCUUCCUCUUUCUGCCAAUGUGGCAAAGCCACAGACAUUACCAAUGGCCACACUGACACCUACCCCUUUGCAGUACCAGUCUCCAAUGAGUGCUGACAACCAGUCUCCACCCUCUGUGGUCCCACCAUCAUUUACUAAUUUGGCCCAGCUAGGAACAAUGUACCGGCCUGUGUACCACCACUGGUUCUUCAAAAGGGAAGUUGAAACUAAGUUUUUGUGGCAGCCAUUUAGUAUGGUUGACUCUCUUGCUUUGGAAGAAGCAUUCACUUCCACUGAAAUUGUCCCCGAAACAGUAGUCGCAACAGAUGGUGGAAGAUAUGAUGUGAACAUCCUUAGACGGCAGAGGACAGCUGUGUAUUGGCAGGAAAGCCCAUCUGAAGUUCGGCGUUGUUCUUGGUUCUAUAAGGGAUCUAUUGAUACUCGCUAUGUUCCAUAUGAAGAGAAUGUAUCUACCAGACUGGAGGAAGAGUUUAAGAUAGCAACAACAACCAAUGUCUGGCAUCGCCAUGUUGAAUUCCCCAAUGGAGAAACAGUAGUCUUUCAUGGACCUAAUGUUAUGGUCCAUUUCCUGCAAGCUACAUCACCAGAUGCUUGGGGGAAUACACCUCAAACUCCGUUGAGACCUCGUGUUGUGAAGCGUGGUGUAGAUGAGUUUGAUAUUGAUGAAGGAGAGCCAGCAAAGAUUGAUCACCUUCUGUUUCUUGUCCAUGGUAUUGGUUCAGUUUGUGACCUGAAAUUCAGAACUGUUGAAGAAGUUGUCGAUGAGUUCCGCAGCCUGUCUCUCCUGUUGGUGCAGUCCCAUUUCCGUACAGGAAUUGAACAAGGCCGGGUGAACAGAAUUGAAGUACUGCCCAUAUCAUGGCAUGCUACUCUUCAUGGGGAAGACACUGGAAUUGAUCGCAAACUGAAGAGUAUCACACUCAAUAGCAUCCCCAAGCUACGCCAUUUCACAAAUGACACUUUGUUGGACAUCUUGUUCUAUACAAGUCCAGUGUAUUGUCAGACUAUAAUGCACACUGUUGGUAAGGAAAUGAAUCGGCUGUUUAGCUUGUUCAGGGAUCGUAACCCUUCAUUUGAAGGUGGUGUCUCCGUAGGGGGACAUAGUUUGGGAUCUCUCAUCUUAUUUGACUUGCUGUAUCACCAGAAGCCAGUGGAAGAAAAGCUGACACGUGAACCCACACCCUCCUCUAGAGAGAGUUCAACUGAACCAGCAUCUGCAGAUGAUGACAAAGAUGUAAGCUCUGCUGCGAAAGUACCUCCCAAACUGAACCAUCAGGUCAGUUAUGUAAUGGGGAAUGCAGGCACAGGACAGCCUUUCAUCACCUAUCCACAACUUAAUUUUGAGCCAAAAGCUUUUUUUGCCUUGGGCUCACCAAUUGGUAUGUUUGUUACUGUUCGUGGAAUUGAAACACUGGGUAAAGAUUUUUGCCUUCCUACAUGUCCUGGAUUCUUUAAUAUUUUUCACCCAUUUGAUCCAGUAGCCUACAGAAUAGAGACAUUAAUUAAUCCAGAAUUAACUUAUCUGAGACCAGUUUUAAUACCCCAUCACAAAGGAAGGAAAAGAAUGCAUCUAGAACUGAAAGAAACCAUGGCACGUGUAGGUGCAGACUUGAAGCAGAGAUUGAUGGACUCUGUACGCAGCACAUGGAACACUGUGUAUCAGUUAGCAAUGUUUCACCGCUCUGAUGACCAGGCAUUGGAACAGGAAGUAGAUAAGGUGUUGGAAGAACAGUUACAACAGCAACAAAAUGAGGGAGACAGCUGUAAUUCUGGGACAGAUGGGGAGGCAGACUUGAAUGUGUGUGUGGGACAACUAAAUGGUGGUCGUAGAAUUGACUUUGUCCUUCAGGAAGCACCAUUGGAAAGCUUCAAUGAAUAUCUGUUUGUUCUCAAGACCCAUGUCUGCUACUGGGAGUCUGAAGACACAAUGCUAAUGAUCCUGAAAGAAGUGUAUUCCACUAUGGGGAUCUCUGCUGACAGCCAUGUUCUACACCAAAACACACCUUCAGAUUUUGGAACAUCAAGUAUUCCUUCAAACUCUGAUGCACUGCUUGAUGCCAGUGGUCCAAGAUUCUUGAACAGUAUUUUGGAAAGCAAUGAGACAGGAUUAGAAGGUUUCCAGUCUGAGUCUGAUGGCUCCAUUAUGUCGAGUCACAUAGGUUCUUCUUUAGUUACAACAUAUCCUGUCGAUAGACAAAGCUCUACUGCGUUAUUGACAGCCCCACAUGGACCAGCCGCAUCCUCAUUUCUUUCAAGUACUCCUACAAGCAGUAGUCAGCCAUUAAUGGGGAUGGAUCCUACAGCACCUCUUCUGGAAAACAAGAGUUUGGGACCACCACCAAUGACUGGUUUUGUUAGGAAGUGAAUGAAGGCCAGAAAUAUUAAUUGGCAUACUGCUUGUCAAUUAAUUUUGCACUGUGUAUGGGGAUUGUGAAUUAUAGGAAUGUAAAUAAGUAUUGUGCAUAGAGUGGUAUGAGUAACAAAUGGAAUGACUGCAUAUGUCCAUUACAACUUAUGUAUAAUAUUUUAAAUUAUUUAUUGAUCUACUUGAUGGAAAUGGGUUUAAUGUAAGUGAAAUUGUUUAUGCUAUAAUAUGCUGUAUAUAAUUUAUAAACAGCUUUUGUUCACUGUAUUGAUGUUAUUUUGGUUGUUUUUUUUUUCUAUCAACAUGGCAUUUAGAAGGAAUUCUAGUGAAGAAUACUUGAGGUUUGAUACCAUUUUGUAACUAAUAAAUCCCUUAGCUUUUGCUAAUGUGUAACUUGUGCUUACAAUUAGUACUUUUGAUAAAAAGAAGUAAUAACAAAUUCAGUGCACUUUGAUUAAUUUCCUUCCAUAUUCUUCUAGAAAUAUUCAGCAUUCAUUUGAAAAUUAGGAGUUGGGAUGGAUUGAAAGUUUCAGAUACACAGGAUGUUGACAAGUACUAUAUAAUGUUACAUUCAGAUCAGUAAGGUGUAUUUUAUUUAUUAUGAAACAACUUUUCAAAAGUAGGCAUCUGCCAACAUACUUUCAAUCUGAAAUGUAAAAUUAUGACACACACACCAUCAGAACUAUCCACAAAAUUCCAAAAUAAUUGCCCUGGUGCUUUGAUGAAAGAAUCAAAUAAUGUUUCAUUUGAUGCAAAAAGAUUUAAUUGUGUGUGUUGAAAAAAAAAUGCAGUAGAUAACAUUUUAAGUAAAACUACUUGACAGAACUUUCAUAUCUGAAUGGAAUUUGCUCUAAUUUCAGUUAAUUUCUUGCCUAGGUAAUAUUUCUUCUUAUUUUGAAAUUUCACUCUUUAUUUAAAACUGUUUACAGGAAAUGUCAUAAAGUAGACACCCUGAAAAAUAUUGCUUUUUAUGUAAACACAGGAAAUACACUGUAAAAUUUACUAUUAUAAGUUUUGACUUCUCCAUUUAAUGUGUCAUUAAGCAUUGUAUAUAAAAUGUACAUACUUUUAGAAACAUUUUCUCUGUCUCCAGAGAAAGGUUUAUGCUGAUAUGUAAAAGAGCAGCAUAGAACUGGCUGUUGGUCCAAGGUUAUUUCAAUAAUCAAUGGUUUAAAAAUGAACAACACUAACAUUUUUCAUAAAUGAUGUCACUUAUACAGCGUAGAGUAUGCUGGGAUGUAAUGCCGUGUAUUAUGAAGAAACGUUUGACAUAUCUUGGAAACUUAAGUGCCUUUUCCAUUGUAGAAUAGACAUUUUUCUUGUCUU
Messenger RNA from Zootermopsis nevadensis, 4662 nucleotides. It is a transcript of the gene PAPLA1, whose product is annotated as Phosphatidic Acid Phospholipase A1. The record is from RefSeq and is a predicted model, not a curated record. Lineage: Eukaryota; Metazoa; Arthropoda; Insecta; Blattodea; Termopsidae. Gene Ontology annotation, molecular function: glycerophospholipase activity; metal ion binding. Gene Ontology annotation, cellular component: COPII-coated ER to Golgi transport vesicle; cytoplasm.